This is a messenger RNA of Salvelinus fontinalis (brook trout), 3768 nucleotides long. It is a transcript of the gene kcnj21, whose product is annotated as potassium inwardly rectifying channel subfamily J member 21. Bases 511 to 1689 code for a protein of 392 amino acids. Gene Ontology annotation, biological process: regulation of monoatomic ion transmembrane transport; potassium ion import across plasma membrane. The transcript is spliced from 5 exons. Gene Ontology annotation, molecular function: inward rectifier potassium channel activity. NCBI's taxonomy places the organism in Eukaryota, Metazoa, Chordata, Actinopteri, Salmoniformes, Salmonidae. Gene Ontology annotation, cellular component: plasma membrane. The record is from RefSeq and is a predicted model, not a curated record.
GCACUACGCACAGCACGGAAACCCAUAUAUUAGAUCGCACAUAAUGAGAAAAGCCUAGCAGUCUAUAAAGUACAGGGGCGGAUGAGGGGGAGGGGAUUUUUGCAUUACGCGUACAGUAUGAGUGGCAAGCCUAGUCCGUUCCUUCGCGCACAAUGAACUGUAGACUACAGCUGGCUGUUACGUGUAGUCUAUGAGACCGGGCUGGGCUACAGGAGGAACAAAAAAGUGACAGUUUACUGUGGUGGUUUUACCUACAGCUUUAAAUCGGCCACCUAAUCUGCUAUGGCAGCGAUCAUGGGACUCUCAAAUCCAGUUCGGAAAGAAGGAAUAAAAUGUGUUGAUAUGUGGACACGCACUGGCGGCGCGCUCGGUGGUCGUGUUUGAUGUAACCUACCUUUGACAGGUACUGGUCAGAGUUCGUGCAGACGUGUCGAACCAAGCACUGUUGUAGAACCGAGCAAGAAAGCGUACUGUUUGGGGCCAGAAACUGUGGCCCAAAGCUUCGAGGCCAUGAAUUGCUUCAAAAGGCGUUUUGGACAGGAUGUGGAGAAACAGGACCAAAAGCUGUCAAAACCAAGAUGGGAUACCCCCAAAAACAAGGUGCCCACAGACCGGACCAUGGUGGUGGGUGGCAGGCAAGGUGGGGGCGGUAAAGGUUCCAACCGUUCAGGACGUACCCUGAGGAAACGGCGCCAGCGCUACGUGGAGAAGGACGGCAAGUGUAACGUGCAUCAUGGCAACGUGCGCGAGAAAUAUCGCUACAUGACAGACAUCUUCACUACCCUGGUGGACCUGAAGUGGCGCUUUAACCUGCUGGUGUUCACCCUGGUCUACACAACCACCUGGGUGUUCUUCGGUCUCAUCUGGUGGCUCAUCGCCUACAUCCGCGGAGACCUGGACCACACCGACGAUGGAGAAUGGAUCCCCUGCGUCAACAACCUCAACGGCUUCGUCUCCGCCUUUCUCUUCUCCAUCGAGACGGAGACCACCAUUGGCUACGGCUACCGGGUCAUCACUGAUAAAUGCCCAGAGGGAAUUCUCCUGCUUUUAGUCCAGGCCAUCCUGGGCUCCAUCGUCAAUGCCUUCAUGGUGGGAUGCAUGUUCGUCAAGAUCUCCCAGCCAAAGAAGCGAGCCGAGACGCUCAUGUUCUCCCACAAGGCGGUGAUCUCUGUGAGGGACAGCAAGCUGUGUCUGAUGUUCAGGGUCGGAGACCUGAGGAACUCGCACAUCGUGGAGGCCUCCAUCCGAGCCAAGCUGAUCCGCUCCAAGCAGACCAAGGAAGGGGAGUUUAUCCCUCUCAAUCAGACGGAUAUCAAUGUGGGCUUCGAUACGGGGGACGACAGGCUCUUCCUGGUGUCGCCACUCAUCAUCUGUCACGAGUUCAACGAGGGCAGUCCCUUCUGGGAGAUCUCACAGGAACAGCUGGAGAGAGAGGAGUUUGAGGUAGUGGUCAUCCUGGAGGGCAUGGUGGAAGCCACAGGGAUCAAACCCAAUCAGGCCUUGAAGUGGGAUUUGCCUGAAGUAGGAAAGAGUUUGCUGUUAAUCUCUCAGGUGCUUAAAGAAUGGGAGCUUCUGCAACGUAGAUGCAGGGAGUGUCACACCCUGGCCUUUGUUAUAUUGAUUUUCUUUAUUAGUUUAGUUAGGUCAGGGUGUAACAUGGGGGAUGUUUGUGUGUUUUGUCUAGUUUAGGGUGUGUGUAUUGUUUAGGGGGUUUUGUAGUAGAUAUGGGGUAGUGUUCAGUGUAGGUGUUUAGGAAAGUCUAUGGUUGCCUGAUUUGGUUCUCAAUCAGAGACAGCUGUUUAUUGUUGUCUCUGAUUGGGAGCCAUAUUUAAGGCAGCCAUAGGCUUUAGGUGUUUGUGGGUACUUGUCUAUGUUUAACGUUUGUAGCUUGUGUAUGCACUAACGUUUGUAGCUUCACGGUCGUUUUGUUGUUGUUUUGUUAGUUUGUCUAAGUGUUUGGUUUCGUGGUUUCAUCUUUUAAUAAAGAGAUGUAUUCAUAUCUGUAACGGCAGUCCUCCUCCUCUUCAUCUGAAGAGGAGGAGUAUUGAGGGAACCAAGGCGCAGCGUAGUGAAAUGACAUAUUUUAUUAACGAAAACACGAACUUGACUAAACUAACAAAAACAACAAACGGUGUAGACAGACCUAGACGACGUACUUACAUAAAACAAGAAAAACGCACGAAUAGGAAACAUAGGCUACACAAACCGAACAAACCGUAAACAGUCCUGCAUGGUGUACAGACACAGACACGGAAGACAAUCACCCACAACGAACACUGUGAAAAGGCCUACCUAAAUAUGACUCUUAAUUAGAGGAACGCCAAACACCUGCCUCUAAUUAAGAGCCAUACCAGGCAACCCAUAAACCAACAUAGAAACAGAAAACAUAGAAUGCCCACCCAACCUCACGUCCUGACCAACUAACACACAUAACAAACUAACAGAAAUAGGUCAGGAACGUGACAGUAUCCCGCUGCGCCUUGGUCCGCUUAUAUUGACUAUCGUGACAGGGAGUUAGGAAGCAAGUGCAGUUGGUGAGUUUAAUAAGGAAGAACAUGACGAUAUACAAAACAAGAGUAGCGUACUGGGAAUGAAAACCAAGACUGCCUGAAGACUGAGGCUACUGAGGGCUAAAUAAAAGGGAAGUAAUCAAGGUACUGAUGAAGUCCAGGUGCACAUAAUGAUGGGGAGCAGGUGUGCGUAAUGAUGGUUGCCAUGUGUGAUGCUUCAUGAAAAUACAUAGGCUAAUUGGUAUGUUGAUUGUAUAUUAAAAAUCAUCAUCAGGUACAGUAUGUAGGUAUCCCACUGUAUACAUGAUACCAUUGAUACAAUUGGCAGUAUUUUUUAUUCAUUCAGCGUGCAGUUUACAUUCUAAGAAUUACAGCAAAAUCAUUAUAAUGUGAUACAUUUGCUGCAAGUGAAAUGCAAAUUAACUUAUAUACAUAUACAUUAUGGCCGCUGAAAAAAAGAACUGUUGAUACAUUGCAAGGUUGUGAAUCCUCCAACCCGCAACCCCUUACUUCUCUUAAUAUCAGUGUGUGUGUGUGUGUGUGUGUGUGUGUGUGUACAUUGGUCUGUCUGCCUUGAUAUACCCCUGGUGCUGGCUGUGCAUGGUCUGUCGGUUUGUUUCAGCAUUCCUGUGGAUAAUAUGUACUGUAAUUGAUGUGGCUCUUCACGGUUUACUUGAGCAGAGGAUGAAAAUACUCACAAGCUAUUUAUAGGCAAUCCACGUAUAAAUAUUCAGAAAGGUGUGUGUGUGUUUUUAUCUGUGUGCGUUUCUGCAUCUGUGUGUUUGAUGUGUGUACACAUGUGUGAUUGAAAGAGAAGAUGCACAUCUCUGUAUUAGAACCACUCGUCAGCCUAUUUCCUUUUCCCCGGUGAGUUCCUGUCUCUCUCUCUUGUCUCAGUUGUUUUAGUACAACCCUGGAAACCCUGCUAAAAUGUUUGCUCAAUGAAAGGAGUACAGCUCAUUUAAAGUCAGGAAGACAAAGCAUAGUGAAUCUUAAUUAGAUCCUCAAAUCACACCGACGCAGCUUGAAUCCGGGUCUUAAUAUAGUUCCAUGACAAGGGCUUUUUUUUUAACAUUUAGAUUAUACCCAAUCACACAGUCGUUUCAAGUUCCUAUCCUCUAUUUCAUGUAUGUAAUGUCUGUCUCCCUCCCCCUUUCUCUCUCCAGGAAUGACAUGCCAGGCGCGCAGCUCCUACCUAGACUCAGAGGUCAUGUGGGGGGAGCGCUUCACCCCUGUGCUCUCCCUAGAGGAGGGCUUC